AUGCUCAACCAGGUCGAGAUCAAGGCGACGACGUCCAAGAACAAGUUUUACCGCCUCCAGCUGCUCUCGUACCCUGGCACGGAGCGCUACGACGUCUGGACGCGCUGGGGGCGCGUCGGCGAGGACGGCGACUGCAUGCUCUUGGCCAAAGGCGCGUCGUGGGACCUCGGCAUAGCGACCGCGGCCUUUGAGAAAAAGUUCAAAGACAAGACCAAGAACCUUUGGGCCAACCGUGCGAGCUUCGUGCCCAAGAAAGGCAGCUACGAGAUCAUCGAGUUGGAUGCCAAGGCGAGCGCGGCGACCACUAUGGGCAUCGUGGGCAGUGACACCGCGCCGUCAUCCCUGCCACUCCCCACGCAGCACCUCCUGCGCAUGAUCUUUGACACCAACAUGUUCAAGGACGCCUUGUCGCAGAUGAAUCUGGACCCGGCGCGCAUGCCGCUCGGCACGCUGAGCGCGUCGCAGAUCGCAAAGGGCGUCGCGAUCCUCGAGAGUCUCCAAGCACGCACCGGGGGUUCUAUCGCCGAGCUCUCGUCCAAGUUUUACCAGCUCAUUCCGCACGCGUUCAGUCGGUCGUCGAUCCCGCCGCUGCUCAAGUCGCCCGACCAGAUCGCUGCCAAGUUUGAGAUGCUCUCGACGCUCCACGACAUCGUCGUUGCCCAAGACGUCCAGAAAGCGGCGUCGGCCUCGGCGUCGGCGGCCGCGAACCCGAUCGACCUCAACUACACCGAGCUCCACGCCGACAUCCGCCUCGUCGACGACGCGAGCCCCGAGUACGCGACGCUGCUUACGUACAUUACGCAGACGCGGGGUGGCGACGGCAUGGACGUGGCGGGUAUCUGGGCCGUCAAGCGGUCCACGGAGGACGCUCGGUUCGCGCCGUUCCAGGACGUCGACAACCACCGCCUGCUGUGGCACGGUACCAACGUCGCCGUCGUCGCGGCGAUCCUCAAGUCGGGUCUGCGCAUCAUGCCGUCGUCGGGCGGUCGCGUCGGGAAGGGCAUCUACCUCGCCAACAUGCUCGCCAAGUCCCGCUCGUACGUCUCGCCGGCCAACUACAAUGGCGAGCGUCUCGGCUGCGUCUUCCUCGUCGAGGCCGCGCUCGGUCGCAUGCACGAGAUCACGCACGAUGACUCGUCCUUGAAGCGCGCGCCGGACGGCUUUGACUCGGUUUUGGCCAAGGGCAAUGUGCACCCGGACCCGGCACACGACCAGACGCUCGACUUUGACGGACGCCCCGUCACCGUCAACUGCGGCCCACAAGUCAAGUCGGAAGCGUCGUCGUCGUUUUAUCAUGACGAGUACCUCGUGUACAGAGAGGAGCAGCAGCGCCUCCGGUAUAUUGUGACAUUUAAAAUGUAA
Messenger RNA from Saprolegnia parasitica CBS 223.65, 1362 nucleotides. RefSeq lists its product as hypothetical. The coding region runs from base 1 to 1362 and encodes 453 amino acids. Gene Ontology annotation, cellular component: site of double-strand break. The record is from RefSeq and is a predicted model, not a curated record. NCBI's taxonomy places the organism in Eukaryota, Oomycota, Saprolegniomycetes, Saprolegniales, Saprolegniaceae. Gene Ontology annotation, molecular function: NAD+ poly-ADP-ribosyltransferase activity. The transcript has a single exon.